UGUUGGUCAUCAUGUCACGAACGGUACUUUUAAGAGAAUAAUGCCAAAGCGGCACGUAUGCGCGCACGUCCAGUCGAUAAGAGCCGCUCCUGAUGCACGGACGGUCACUGCAAAUUAUAUAAAAUUACACUUUAAAAGAGAAACAUUAAUGAAAAACAUAAAAUACGCAACAGGAAAAUGAGAAAUUUCGAAGUGGUUUCGAUAGCUUUAAUUCUAGUGACAUUUUUAAUAAAUAACUCAAAAACAGAGGAAGAUGACUACAUAACUAUUGACAAUGAAGUAAAGAGAGCAAGAAUAUUGUGGCCAUACCCAGCGCACCAUAAAGCUGGUGCAGAUAAACCUGAUGCAGACAUGAUGAAAGGAAAUCAUGAACUUGGAAAAGACGAUGACGAUAGAAACAAUAGAGACGACCAAGGUAAGAGCAGGAAGGGCCGUUUCCUGUUGUGGUCAUACCCGCAAAGUCCAAUAGUCAAUAUGAUGAUGCAAAAUGUUGCAGUCAACUAUUCACCGAAGAACCCAAACGAUCCAUUUGAUUUUCUACGUGACUCUUAUCCGUUGCCAAAAGGUUAUAGUACGCCAUUAGAUGAGUACGACUACGUGAUAGUUGGGGCAGGAUCGGCUGGUUCUGUGUUGGCUGCACGUUUAACUGAAGAUAAGCCUAAAGCAAAUGUACUGGUACUCGAGGCUGGCAAACCGGAGAUGCUCCUAUCAGAUAUACCAGCGCUAGUCCACUACUUGCAACUCACAGAUUAUGCUUGGCCUUACUAUAUGGAACACCAACCAGGAGUUUGCUUGGGCAGCGAAGAACAGCGUUGCUUCUGGCCACGAGGCAAGGCAGUAGGAGGUUCAAGUGUCACCAACUCUAUGUUCUACACAAGAGGCCGCCCUCAAGACUGGGAUAGAAUCGCUGCAGAUGGAAAUUAUGGCUGGUCACAUGAGGAAGUUCUUCAUUACUACAAAAAAUCUGAAAGAUCCCGACUGAAAAAAUACAAGGACUCAUCGUAUCGUGGCCGCGACGGUGAACUAACUGUUGAGAACGUUCCGUUUAAAACCGGUCUUAUCGAAGCUUUCCUCAAAGCUGGUCGUGACUUUGGCAAUCCAACAGUGGAUUAUAACGCACCUGCGCAAUUUGGAUUUGGCUAUAUACAAACAACUACUGACAAGGGCCACAGAUUAAGUGCUGCAAAAGCUUUUCUGCAUCCACAUAAACGAAGAAAGAAUCUUCAUGUUCUUCCUGAAGCAAGAGCUACAAAAUUAAUAAUUGAACCCCAGACCAAGAGAGCAUAUGCUGUAGAAUACAUUAAAAAUGGCAUAAAACAUACCGUACGUUGCAGAAGAGAAAUUAUUCUCUCAGCUGGUCCAAUAGCAUCACCCCAGCUACUGAUGCUCUCUGGAGUUGGACCACGUGAACAUUUGGAAACUCUCGGUAUCCCUGUUAUUGCUGACGUGAAAGUCGGAAAAACCCUGUAUGAUCACAUAGCUUUUCCCGCCGUCAUAUUCAAACUGAACUCUACAAAUGCCAGUCUUUUGGAACCCAAAGUGGCAACAUUAUCUAAUUUGAUGCAAUGGUUGCAAUUCGGUGAUGGACUUCUAACAACUCCCGGUGCCGUUGAAGGUUUAGGGUAUAUAAAAACAGCUGUUUCAGAAGAUCCUGAAUUAGUUCCUGAUAUCGAAUUGAUAAGCAUGGGAGCAUCAAUUACCUUAGACGCUGGAGGCGCCUUUAGAAAGAGCUGGAAAAUUUCUGAUAAGACAUAUUAUAAAUCUUUUGGAUCACUCAGCGGUGUAGAUACGUGGUCAGCAAUACCUAUGCUUUUAAAUCCAAGAUCCAAAGGUUAUCUCGAGUUACGGGAUACUAACCCUUUCUCACAUCCAAAGAUGUAUGGAAAUUAUUUGACCGAUCCAAAAGAUAUAGCUACGCUCAGAGAAGGUAUUAAGUAUGUUAUAAAAUUAGGUCAAUCGGAAGCGUUUAAAAGAUAUGCACCUCAAUUGCAUUUACCUGAAUAUCCCACUUGUAUAACUUACGCACCAGGCACAGACGCUUAUUGGGAUUGUGCCAUAAGAACAAUGGUGGUAUCAAUGAAACAUCAAAUUGCUACUUGCAGAAUGGGUCCUCCAAACGAUCCCUAUGCUGUCGUGGAUCCCGAGUUGCGGGUAUAUGGAAUUGAAGGAUUACGAGUAGUAGAUUCUAGUAUUAUACCUAGACCCAUUACUGCACACACCAAUACGCCAGCAAUAAUGAUAGGGGAAAAGGCUGCAGAUAUGAUAAAAAAGACUUGGUCAAAUGUUGUAUAAUAAAGUAGACUGUAAUAAUAUUUUUAGUUAAAUAAAGACUGCGUAAGAACUAUUUUAUUGAUUUUAAAAUAUUUUUAAUUUAUUUC
Messenger RNA from Diatraea saccharalis (sugarcane borer), 2378 nucleotides. The record is from the annotation of a GenBank genome assembly. NCBI's taxonomy places the organism in Eukaryota, Metazoa, Arthropoda, Insecta, Lepidoptera, Crambidae.